UAAAAGUCCUUGGGCUUUUUAUUCUUAUAGUUUUAAACACCACUAGACAAGAUGGAGGAAGAUAAGAAAAUCAAGUUGUGAAAUAAGUGUGUAUCAUCAUAAAUUGACUUGACUGAGACAAGACAGCGGCACUGGGCCAGUGAGGAGAGAGGGGACACAGAGGACGGUGGCAGCAGAAAAUCCUGCUGACAUUCCAGUGAAUUAAUGACGUAGAGCUUCCAGGCACAACAGAGGGACGACACAGAAUCAAGAGACUGAAAACGGGCGCCACAUGGCUCAGUUGGAGAGCAGGCGCACCAUAUGCGGAGGCUGCACUUGUUUUACCGGUUCAGAUUUGUUAUCUGUUUUUCAUUUUUAGCCAAAGUAACGAGCCACUGUUGAAGGUCCAAAGUAUUCAACUGUAUUACAUUGGGUGUGACUGUAAAUGUUUGACUUGAUUGGAUUUUAAUGAAUUUAGAAUUGGAUUCUAACACGCUGUAUAUAAAUUGAAGUUGUUUGAGAAGCAUAGUGGCAUAAUAUGGUAUAAUUUUGGGCAAAACAAGUAGAUUUCUUUAUUGGCUGUGAUAAUGAAAGGAAAAAAUGUCGUUGUCGGCAGGAUUCGAACCUGCGCGGGGAGACCCCAAUGGAUUUCUAGUCCAUCGCCUUAACCACUCGGCCACGACAACUGUUAUCAUACGUCAUCAAAUAUGCCGUAAUAAUCCAGAUGGUACCACGUGUUUAAUCUUCCUAUUGACUGGAUUUAUUCAUAUGUAAAAACAGCGUUAUUGAUAUUAGGCUGCGUCAGAAAGCAAUCUUUAGUUAGCUUGUCUGUUGAGCUGCUAUUUAGAAAGGAUAAGAAACACAUUGUCAAAAUGUAAUUUAUCUAUGUAAAUUCGGUAGAAAAUAAAAAGGGAUAAUGCAACUGUGUAAAGAAAAAAAAUUAACUUUGAUAUGUGAAAGUGUGAGUGGGACAAACUUUAAUAAGUUCUUUAAGUCCAGCUCAGUGUCGUUCGCUGCGCCGUAUGUGACGAUAAUGGCGUCGGGGCUGAAAACAUACUAUAAGAGGUUAUUGCAGUACAUAAUCAACGAUAUAUCUGGCCCACCUGUGUUUGCAUCUGUUCAUACACGCGGUAAGCGGCUAGUUAAGUGCACUUAGCGUUAGCAUGGAUAAGUAAUUUUAUGAACUACGGCUAUUGCGUCUGUUGUAGAAUAGAGUCACGUGACCGCGAAUUAACUCAGGUUUGGCAGCGUCAAGCUGGAGGUGACCGUCACUUCUCCGGAAGAGCUCCAGUAAACAUGUUAAAACUUCAUAGUUUCAGACUUCUCCCUAUAUUGAUUUUAAUUUGUAGGAGGCGUAAUAAGUUGUUCAAAUUCAUUCAGUUAAUGGUUCUUACCUUACUGUGCUAUUUUCACGACUAUUAUCAGCUCCUAAACGCUAAUGGGAAGGAGGCUCACUUCCGGUUUCAACGUUACUGCCUGAGUGUAACUUUACGCAGCUUUGAGGCCUGCUGUGUUUUCAACGGAGGGAGAGUCGAGAAGAAAAAUGGCGUCUGCAGGCGACUCGGAGCGGGACACCGGCCAUUCAGUUUAAGCUUUCCUCCUUCAAACCGAGACCCGGGCUCUGUGGGGACCCAUUGAGAACCGUCGCCGGACCCGCUAUUGUCGUCCUCCCCGUUUUUCUCCGGAGUGUGCGCCUCUUCCGAGCACCGAGAUUGAAGCGGAACGUAGCUUCUCUCCUACAAUGAGGGGGAGAAGAGGAAGGCCGCCCAAACAAGCAGCCGCGAUGCGGGAAAGCUCACCGGGGCCAGUCCGGGGCUCUCGGGGUGGCAGGACCAGAGGGAUGCGUGGACGGGGAAGAGGCAGAGGACGGGGCCGGGGACGAGGAGGAAGUGGCGGUGUUUGCAGCAUCGGUUCCGUGGAGGUGGAUACGGAUAUCUCCGGCCGAGAGAACUUUCAUUCGUCGCGGGGCCGUAGGAAAGUUGGAGCCUCCAUAGCAGCGGCUGCAGCGGCAUCGCGGGGCAGAGGAAGGGGUAGGGGGUCCAGAGGUGGCCGCGGCAGUAGAGGCGGAGUGAGGCGACCUCAAACCAAGGUGGUCUACGACGACAACAGCGACGAGGAGGACGAUAAUUUAAGCUACCGUUCGGACGAAGACGAAUUGAACGACAAUCCGUCGUCGGAUCUAGAAGAUGAGGAGGCCUUGGGAAACGAGUCUGACUAUCUGGAGGACCUACCAGAUGAUGAGGAUGCCAGCUACUGUACCGAGAGUAGUUUCAGGAGCCACAGCACGCUCGGAAGCACCCCAGGUCGUAAAAGGAGUCGUGCUCUGCGGCCUCGCUCUCCGCCUCUCGAGGCGAAGGACAUUCCCCCUUUGGAGCUUCCCAAGUCCUCCGAGGACCUCCUGGUUUCUACCUCGCAGCUCCUCAACGUGUCCGCCGUCUACGAGGUGCUACGCAACUUCGGCACGGUGCUGCGUCUCUCCCCGUUCCGCUUCGAGGACUUCUGCACGGCGUUGUCCAGCCAGGAGCAGUGCACGCUGCUGGCUGAGACCCACAUCUCUUUGCUCAAAGCGAUCCUCAGAGAAGAGGACACGUCCAACACCACGUUCGGUCCCGCUGACGUCAAGGACUCGGUUAACUCCACGCUGUAUUUCGUGGACGGCAUGACCUGGCCGGAGGUGGUGCGGGCGUACUGCGAGAGUGACUCGGAAUACCGCCACAUCCUGCCCCUCCUGGAGAACGAGGAUUACCCGUACGAGACCCUGGAGAGCAAAGUGAAAGUCCUCCAGUUUUUGGUGGACCAUUUCUUGGCGACCAACAUCGCCCGCGAGGAGCUGAUGUCGGAAGGCGUGGUUGCGUACGACGACCACUGCAGGGUGUGCCAUCGGCUCGGCGAUCUGCUGUGCUGCGAGACGUGCUCGGCUGUUUAUCACUUGGAGUGCGUGAAGCCUCCCUUGCAGGAAGUGCCGGAGGACGAGUGGCAGUGCGAGGUCUGCGUGGCGCACAAGGUGCCUGGCGUGGUGGACUGCGUGCCUGAAUUACAAAAGACCAAGCCCUUUCUUCGUCAGCUACCGGUUGGCUUUGACCGGCACCAUCGUAAAUACUGGUUCUUGAAUCGCCGGAUUGUUGUUGAGGAGGACGGUGAGCAAGAAGACAAAGCCAUCUGGUACUACAGCACAAAGGUCCAGCUGGCCGAGGUGAUAGACCGGCUGGAUAAAGAGUACUGGGAGGCCGAUCUGUACGCAGCCCUCGAGGAGAUAAGGGACGAGGUGCACACUCACAUGGACAUCACCGAAGACCUCACCAACAAGGCUCGCGGCAACAACAAGUGCUUCCUCACCGCUGCCAACGAGGAAAUCUUGGAGCGACUGCGAGCUAAGAAGGAGGAAGAGCUGGAGGAGGUGAAGAGACGGGCUGCCGAAGAGGCCCAGAGGGCGCGGCUGGAGAAGCAGAAGAAGGAGCAAGAUUUGGAGAAGGGAGAAGAGGAGGCCAAGCCGAAGGAUGAAGAACAGGAGGAUGGCGAGGCCAAAGAGCGGUCAGCGGAAGACGAAUCAACAAAAGAGGAGGCCGCACAGGAAAAAAACGAUGGAGAGAAGAGCAGUGUAAGUGGAGCUCCGCCCUCUAGCCAAGAAGACGGCGGCGGCGGCGGCGGCAGCAGUGUCGGGGAUGUACCAUCGAUCCCGUCGACUGCUUCUCCUUCACAAACCUCCACUGGGAGCGGCGGCCUGUCCUCCACUGUGGAGGUUCGGCUAGAACGAUGCGUCUUCGAGUCGGGGUCUAACAAAACUGAAGGAAACCCAGCAUCUGACUCCGUGCCUGUCAGUGGUGACGGCGUCCCCAGCCUGAGUCAGCCCUCCCAACCCUGUGAAGACAACAGCAACAGCAGCGUUGCCGGCGUCGCUGCCAGGGGCCCGGAGCCCCCAGACUUGGCUGAUAGGUCAUCCCAGUCAUCGCUGGCGAGCCUCGAUGACGCAGGGGACAGCAAAGACUCGACCAACAGCGAGACGGCGGGCGGCGGCAACAACAAGAGGUCUUCAGCGACGCGCAUGGUGACGCGCCUGAGGAACCCAGACAGCAAACUGAGUCAGCUGAAGAGUCAACAGGUCGCAGCUGCUGUUCACGAGGCAAACAGGGGCUUUAAGGAGGGCAAGGAGGUGUUAGUGGUGAACGCCCAGGGCGACAUCACCCGGGUCAGCACGCGGAGCAGCAAGGAGGUGGUGAUGAAGGGAACCAUCAGCCAGUUCUUCAAGCUGGGUCAGGAGGGGAAGUACCGCGUCUAUCAUAACCAGUACAGCGCCAAUGCCUUGGCCCUCAACAAGCACCAGCAUAGAGAGGACCAUGACAAGAGGCGACAUCUUUCCCAUAAGUUUUGUAUGACGCCAGCAGGAGAGUUCAAGUGGAACGGGUCCAUUCAUGGUUCUAAGGUUCUGACUAUCUCCACGUUAAGACUCACCAUCAUCCAGCUUGAGAACAACGUUCCGUCUCCUUUCAUGCAUCCAAACUGGGCUUCACACAGGACCAACUGGAUCAAAGCAGUCCAGAUGUGCAGUAAGGCCAGAGAGUUUGCACUGGCCAUGGCCAUUCUGGAGUGUGCCAUCAAACCCGUGGCAAUGCUGCCUGUCUGGAAAGACUCACUGGGUCACACCAGGUUGAACCGCAUGACGUCCAUGGAGCGUGAAGAGAAAGAGAAGGUGAAGAAGAGAGAAAAGAAGCUGGAGGAUGAGGAGACAAUGCAACAAGCAACCUGGGUCAAGUACACCUUUCCAAUCAAGCACCAGGUGUGGAAGCAGAAGGGAGAGGAGUAUCGUGUUACAGGCUACGGAGGUUGGAGUUUUAUCAGUAAGACCUACGUACCUCGGUUUUCCCCAAAGCUUCCUGGAAACACCAACGCCAACUACCGCAAAGAACUGGAAGAUGCUAAAUUGGGCAAGAGAUGUACCUUGUUGGACUUGAGCCGACGACCCAGUUUAGUUGCAUUGAGAGCUCACGACGGUCCCGCGUCAAGCAGCGAAACCAAGGAUCAAGAGUCCACGGGUCUCUCCAGAAAACCUGCUGAAGACGCAGAAUCUACGGAAAGGAUGGAGCAAGAAGAGAACGAAGAACCAGAAGAAAAGAAGCCAACAGGCUCACCUGUAAAGACGGAAGGGGAUCCCACAGACUCCGCAUCAACGGAACAAAAAUCCAGUAUUCAGGAGCACAAAGCUGCCAUAAAAGAGGAGCCUUCAGAUCCUUCUCAGCGCCCCUUCAACUACGACGUCGUAGACGUCAGCAAGGGCUUCCUCACCCGCGUUGCUUACAAGAAGAAAGUGAAGACCUCCAAGCUGGACAGCCUGCUGGAGCGCAGAGUGAAGCAGCACACGAUAGAAGAGAAGCAGAGACAGCAGGUUUCCGCAUCCAGAUCGCUGGCACCAGCGCCGGUUUCUCCCUGUUCAGCCCCCAUCCCAAGCACUCCGAUCCGGCCUCGGUCGCCGCUCAAGCCGCAGAAUCUCGCACAGACACAACUUGUAAACAAGGAAGCUGUGAAAGUGGAAGAGAAACUUUCUACGGCACAAACGUUAGGGGCAACAAAAGCCGGAGGACAAGAGGAAGGAGAGCGUGCGACUGAACUCUUUAACCCUUCUCCUUCCUCUGUGUCAAACCGCAGCCCCAAAAACACUUGCAAUACAGGUACAGGUGAAAGUUCACCACAAAGUCAAACUGCCUCCAUGCUCCAGGAAAGCUUGGAGGAAAGGACUAUGGGGCAUAAAGAAUACAGUUCUGAAGGUUCUGGACAAGAAGCUAUUAAGCUGUCAGAUGAGCAAGAGAAAAAAGUGAGGGGGUCUAAUAGCUCUUUAGGGCAACAAACAGCCUGUGUUGCAUCAGAUGUAAUCAAGGCGGAACAUUCUUUAUAUGCAGAGUCCAACUCUGUGACAACACUUCCACGUGUCGACCAAAAUACCAGCGAAAACGGAUCUCCUGUUAAAACCUCAGACUCUCUUGAUUCUGCGCACUCAGAGGAAAAUGGCUUUGGGCCAGAGGAGAACCAAGGAAACUCGCAGGGCUUUGGACACAACGGAACCAUAGGGGAAGACACUUCCAAGCCAGUUUCGCCUGUGCCUCAAGUGAACGGGAAUGGCGGUUUGGUUAGCGAAAAUGUACUGAGUAACUCUGUAACGAGCUUGAAUAAUGGUGUGCUCACCGACAGACCCCAGCCCAACAUGAACAGCAUCGGGAAGGCCGAGGAUCAAAGGCUGGUGGUCUCGCCGAAGGAUGGCGCACAGCAGAAGCCUUUAGUGAACGGAGACUUGACCUCGGUAAACGCUACGGUCAUUUUGAAAGGAAAAGAGGCACAUUCGGAUUCUGAGGCAGAGGGAAAGAUAACUACACUGGACCAGAAUUACAGCCCUCCGCCAAAGAUGGCAAAGCUUGAGAACAGUACAGACAAAUUUGGAGGCAACGCCGGGAGCAAUCUGGAGAAUGACAGCACCUCAACUUUUUAUCCCGAGGAGACCAAACGCGCUCCUGCCGUGAAGAUCAUCAGAAUGGCUCCUUCUCCCAUUCCUUCACCAGAGGAGUCCAGUCUGAGCGACGACUUUGCAGAGGAGAACAGCAACAGUGGGUCAGCGGAUCCAUUCAAGACCAUCAUCACUCAGGUAACCACAACCUCCACCACGACGACGGUAGUCUCCACGGAGACGAGAACGGCAAAAAGCCCGGGUGAAUCCACGGCGUCUGUGGUGACGACGAAGAGCAGCGCAGUUUCGACCCUUUCCAGCAUGACCAAAACGACAGUGACCAAAGUUUGCUGCUCUGGACUCGACGAUCUGUCUGAAGACAGCCAGAGCAAAACACUGGUGCAGGAGCAGAGAACGACGCACUCGUCGUGCACCCGGGAUUCUGGCGCAGGUGGUACAUCUACCAUGUUGUCUGUCUCCAUGAGCCACGAAGAGUGUUUGACGACGAAAGGACGCGUGCGCCUUCUCAAAUUCUCCCGCACGAAGAAAACGCGCUCCGACACAGCUCUUCCUUCUUACCGCAAGUUCAUCACCAAGAGCAGCCGGAGGAGUAUCUUUGUUCUGCCGCAUGACGACUUGAAGGUGCUGGCGAGGCGAGGAGGAUUCCGCGAAGUGCCGGUGUUCAGUUACAACGCCAAGCCAGCCCAGGAUAUCUGGCCGUACCCUUCACCCAGACCUACAUUUGGAAUCACUUGGAGGUACCGGCUGCAGACGGUGAAGUCCCUGGCUGGAGUGAGCCUCAUGCUGAGGCUCCUAUGGGCCUGUUUGAGGUGGGACGACAUGGCCGUGAAACCGUCUGCCGCCGUAGGCACGACGCGUACAGCCCUAUCCCCACUCAUUGCAACAGAGACCUCGGAUACCGAAAUCACCACCACCGAGAUCAUAAAGCGGCGUGAUGUGGGACCCUACGGCAUCCGCUCAGAGUAUUGCAUCCGCAAAAUCAUCUGCCCCCUCGGAGUUCCCGAGACGCCAAAGGAAACACACACUCCUCAGAGGAAAGGUCUGCGCUCCAGUGCUUUGCGUCCCAAGAAGCCCGAGCCCACGAAGCAGACCGGCCCAGUGGUGAUCGAGACAUGGGUGCCUGAGGAGGAGCUGGACCUCUGGGAGAUAAGGGCUUUUUCAGAAAGGGUGGAGAAAGAAAAGGCCCAGGCAGCAGAGCAAGCCAAGAAACGUCUCGAACAGAAGUCCGGCUCCGUCACAGCCACACCGGCCGGGACUCCCGCUGCGCCCGCCGCCACGCCCAAAGUCAUCGUCGGCUCCAUUUCCGGCCAGGGCACCCCCACUGCCAAGGUGGUGCUGUCCACCAAGAUGGGCAGUCCUGUCACAUUCCAGCAGAACAAAAACUUCCAGCAGUCCUUCGCCACCUGGGUCAAGCAGGGUCAAAGCACACAAGGAUCAGGCGGCGAGACCCCUGUCGCCACUUCUAGUGGGCAUACUUUACACAUCACAGGGACCUCGGCCAGCGGAAAAGUCGUGACGGCGAAGCUGCCGCUCCCCGCAAACAGCAAAAUCGUCACAGUCAACGUGCCAACGACGCAGGGAGGUGUGGUUCAGCAGAAAGUACUGGGGAUCAUCCCGUCCAGCACAGCAGGCGGCGCCCAAACCUUCACCCCGUUCCAGCCCCGCACGACCACCCUCAACAUCAAGCCCAGUACCCCCGGCUCCCACCAGCAGGUUCUAGGUGGUGGCGGUCAGAUCCGUCCAGGGAUGACAAUGAUCCGAACCCCAAUCCAGCAGUCUGGAGCUGUUGGAAAGACGAUUCUCCGCACACCGCUUGUGCUCCAGCAAGGUCAGGGCGGACAGCAGGUAGUGACACAGAUCAUCCGUGGCCAGCCGGUUUCCACAGCAAUAUCGGCUGCCGGCGCUGUCACUGCGGUAACAGGUCAGGGAGUGACCGGCCCCAGCGCCGCGGGACAGGCAGCUGGCCAAACACCGCCCGGCACCCCGCGGGCGCCAGGCCAGGGCCAGGUUAAACUCACCAUGGCCCAGCUCACGCAGCUCACACAGAAGCAACAAGCUGGGUCUGGUUUGGAGCGACCAGCUGGCGUUGCUGGUUCACAGGCCCUGACUGUGAUGGUUCAGGGCCAGGGUCAGACCACCGGCCAGCUGCAGGUCAUACCCCAGGGGGUCACGGUCAUUCCAGGACCCGGCCAGCAACUCAUGCAAGCAGCCCUGCCGAACGGCCAGGUGCAGCGCUUCCUCUUCACCCCGCUACCCUCCGCCGCCACGCCCACGUCAAGCACAGCCACUUCAUCUCCCAGCCAGCCCAACUCCACGUCGAGCAAAACUGCAACCCAAGCCGCGCAGCAGGCUGCCGCUCCGAUCCAAGUCGGGGCAACCCCGCUCUCCACCACCGCUGGCGGCGCUUCGUCCACAACCCAUCAGGGCCAGUUACCCCCACAGACCCAGGCCCACAUGCCUGUCCAGUCCCCAACUUCACUGCAGGUCAAAGGUCAGGGGGGAACCGCACAGCUCCAGCUGCAGCAGACGCCCCAGCUCAUCAGUGUGUCCGGACUCCCACAGCAGGUUCUGGCACAGCUCCAGGCCCAGCAGGGCGGAGGCUCUCUGCCUCAACACAUCAAGCUGCAGCUUCCCAUCCAGAUACAGCAGAGCGGGACCACCUCAGCCCAGGGAGGACAGAUUGGAAAUGUCGUUACCAUCCAGACGGCCUCGGUCCAAGAGCAGCUGCAGAGAAUCCAGCAGCUCAGAGAGCAGCAGCAGCAGAAGAAGAGGCAGGCGGCAGACGCCAAGAGGGAGCUCGCCCUCAAUGCGGCCAACCAGAGCGACAUUAUACAGAAGCAGGUGGUUAUGAAACAAAACGCUGUGAUCGAGCACCUUAAGCAGAAGAAGACCAUGACACCUGCAGAAAGAGAAGAAAAUCAGAGGAUGAUUGUUUGCAACCAGGUGAUGAAGUUCAUUCUGGACCGGAUAGACAAAGAUGAAAGACAGGCAGCUAAGAGGAAAAAGAAGGAAGAGGUCGUGGAGGCCAAGAGGAGGAUGGCUAAUGCUAGUAAGCUUUCCGCGCUCCUUUACCGACACAAGGAGAGCCUCAAGAUGGAGAUCCUGAAAAAACGAGCGCUUCUCGACAAGGAGCUGCAGCUGGAGGCUCAGGAGGAGCUAAAGAGGGAUCUGCUGCGGAUUCGGCGAGAGAAGGAAAAGGCUCAGGCUGCGGCCCAACAGGCGGCCCAGGCCGCCGCAGCCGCCGCCGCCCACAGUCAGAAGCAGCAAGCUGCGGUUCACAAACACGGCGUCUCCUCCCAGCACCACCUCACCACCGCCGUCGCCUCGACGCACAAGAGGAAACGGGAGGAGGAGAGGGAGAUGGUGUCGGCGGCAAAGUCCAAGAAGAAGAAAAUGAUCUCGACUACAAGCACAAAGGAGAGCAAGAAGGAUACAAAGCUCUACUGCAUCUGCAAGACGCCCUACGACGAGACCAAGUUUUAUAUCGGCUGCGACCUUUGUACCAACUGGUAUCACGGUGACUGUGUGGGCAUCACGGAGAAGGAGGCCAAAAAGAUGGACGACUACAUCUGCGUGGAGUGUAAGCGGGGCCAAGAGAGCAGCACGGAGGAGCUCUACUGCAUCUGUCAGACGCCUUACGAUGAGUCCCAGUUUUACAUCGGCUGCGACCGAUGUCAGAACUGGUACCACGGUCGCUGUGUGGGCAUCCUGCAGAGCGAGGCGAACCACAUCGAUGAGUACGUGUGUCCGCAGUGUCAAUCCACCGAGGACGCCAUGACGGUCUUCACCCCGCUGACCGACAAGGACUAUGAAGGCCUGCGACGGAUACUGCGCUCCUUACAGGCACAUAAAAUGGCUUGGCCCUUCCUGGAACCAGUAGAUACCAAUGACGCCCCUGACUACUACAAAGUCAUCAAGGAACCAAUGGACCUGUCCACCAUGGAGGAGAGGUUACACAAGCGGGAGUACGUCAAGCUGACCGAGUUCGUAGCAGACAUGACCAAAAUCUUCGACAACUGCCGGUACUACAACCCCAGCGACUCGCCGUUUUACCAGUGUGCCGAGGUUCUGGAGAACUUCUUCGUCCAGAAGCUCAAAGGCUUCAAAGCCAGCAGGUCACAUAACAACAAGCUACAGUCAGCCGCAUCUUAGCUUCUGCUUAAAAUCCCAGUGUCAAAAGUCGCAUCUCUGAUUGGUUAGGACGUGUUGUCAGCGGACCCCUCCCCCGCCUAUCGGUGUCGCUCCGGCCCCGCCGUCCGCCACCUGACGGCGCUUUACACAUCCACAUUCCCUCCAGCGUACAAGAAGGAAGAUGGGAAUGAAGGAGACAAGAUGAUGGCUGAAAUUAAGAUGAUUGGAUGCGGAAUGGCCGCCUAACCUCACAGAUUCCUUCUGGGUGACUCAGUCGGUCGGAUGGGUUCACGGUGUCGGAUCACGAUUCUUUUAACUCGAGUUCAUUUAACAGAGCCUACCAAAAGUAUUUCUACCCCCGUUUUUGAGAGUUUGGUCACGUCUGCAGAUUCUGUUGGGAUUUUACGCAACAGACCAACAUAAUGAAGCACAUCGUCGUGACCGGAAACCAAACCGUUGAAAAAGUUAUUCACACGCCUUGUAGGUUUGGGUUUAAAGGGUGUGCUGUGGUGGCGCAGGGGUUAAGCACAACCCAUAUAUGGGAGGCCUUAGUCCUUGACGUGGUCGUCGCAGGUUCGAUUCCCGGCCUGGCGACCUUUGCCACAUGUCUUUUCGUUCUCUCAUUACCAACUUUCCUGUCAAUUAACUAUCAAAUAAAGGCCACUAGAGCCAAUAAAACCUUUAAAAAAUAAAAGUUUUGGGUUUAAAGCAGUUUUCGUCACCAAAGACCUUCAGACGUACAAAAACCUGGUCAGCAAUUAUAAUAUGUGUCUUCAUUUUUAAUUCCAUUAAAAUGAGCUCCACUGAUAACUGGGAAGAUUAUUAUUUUUUUUUUUGCAAAUAAAAAGUGAACAAAAACAAAAAUGUUAUAUAUUUUUUCCAUUUAUUUACAUUUUCAUGCUGGUUGCAUUUCCUCUCCAAAAUAAACUUCUGGGUUUAAUAAAUAAUAAUCUGAAAAGCCAUCUGUAUGAAUAACUUGAAGUUUUGUUUUACCAGUUUGUCCUGGCAAAGCAGAUCCAGCUUUGUUAUAUUGGAUGAAAAUUGUCUGAAAAGGUUUUCAUGUUUUCCCACAGAUUUUCUGUUGGCUUUAGGUCUGGACUUUGACUAGGCUGCAAUCACACUUAGCUGUAUGUUAAGAGUUCUUGUUCUACCUCAAGGUGAACCUCAACACCCUAAAGUUUUCUGCAGUUCUUUUUUAACUUGGCUGUCCCUGCUAAAGAAAGCCAUAAAGACCACAGCAUAAUGGUGCCAUCACUGUGUGUCGUCAUAUGGAUGGUAGGACAGGACGAUGGAUUUUAUCAGUAAACUGAAAGUUUCCGUUUUUGAAGAUUUAAUCUUUUUAUUUUUGUUUGAUUUUUAAUUCCAACUAUGCACUCCUUGAGUUUCCAGAGUGAUGUAAGCCCACCCAAGAACUGCAAUCUCUUUUUACAAGCCUGCUUUACAGAUUCUAUUUACUUGGACUUUGAAUUCAGGUCAUUUAACAGAUUGAAUGAUAGAAAAUAUCUUAAUGAAAACUGUUUUAUUUCUGUCAUUUGUAAAAGAAAAUGUUAACCCACCUCCAGCUUUAAGAUGUGGGGUCAUUUACUCUGUCCAGCGGGGUCACACUCACCCCAUGUAGGCCUUUACAAGGUUUUCUUUGUGUGUGUGUGAAAACCGUCAGUGUGGUUUUGGGAACUGACGGUCUGACGGGACAACCCGCCCAGCUCCACGCUGUCCGACCGUGACAUUUGCUGCCAUCAUCCUGAGCGCCGCGUCAAGAUCACGAGAGGGAACAAAUUUGAUCAAAAUUGAAUUUGGUAUUAAAAAGAAAAAGUUUAUUUCAUUUUUAAGCCACAUUGCAGAGCCCUAGGUCAGAGUAUCUGCAGAGUUUAGUUCUUUUUCUCCACACGUAGCGUUUUCAUGAACCAUUAGCAGUUGAGAGAGGCCCAAAGUAAAUUGGGUAAAAAAAAAAAAAAAGGGGCAUGACAAUUAUCAAGUUGAUCUGUUCAAAGAAAUCCAGAUAAAACGCACUGAGGUUUGGUUUUGUAAUGUGACAAAAGCUGAAAAAAGGGGGUAUAAAUACUGUUGCAAGGCAUUGUGUAGUUUGACAACUACACAGGAUUAUACUGUUAUUUCUUCAAGUGUUUUAGUUUGACGUUGGCACAGGUUUGCAUCAAGCAUGAACCCGAUGCAAAUGUUUGACAGCACAGCCCCUAUCAGAGCAGUCUGAUAGACGGAGUGUGUGUUUUUGUCAGAAGGCUGAAAUGCUUUCAUGUUACUGUCCAGAGGGAAACGACAGCGGACAGAUCAUCCCACCCACCGCAUCCGGCCUGUUUUUUCUUCUUCUUCUUUUUUUGACCUUUUUUCCAUGCGAUGCUCUGAAAUGCAAGUCAAAAACUGUCUGUGUUUGAAAGGAGGAGGCCAUUUAGAGAAAAUGAAUUGUGUGAAAGGCUGAAAGUACUGUAGCUCCCUCCAUUACAGAGUCUCAUCAACGCUGUGUGUCUGAAGCUGACAGGUUGGCUCACAUGCAUCUCUCAACUCUCUCUCUCUCUGUGUGUGUGUGUGUGUCUGGUUAAAGUAAUUGGAUAAUGAACUUCCCCACUCAGCAUCAGCUCAGUUAUGUCGCGGUCUGCGGCAGCGCGACUGGGAGUCAAACCUCAAACGACGACCGACUGUGGAGUCUUUGUAUGAACAUUUUAUAGCUGCGUUUUUUCAGGCGUAUCUGGGAACUUUUUUUGUGUGUGAGAUUCGUCCGUUUUUUUGUUUGUUUGUUUUUUAAGAGAAGAAAGUUGGGGAGCAGUGAUGUCUUUCGAUUUAGAUGUGUUAAAGAAUGACGGAAACUUUUUUUUUUUCCUCUGUUUUGAACCCUGAGGUUUCUCUCAACAUUUUUUGAAGCAGAGUUGAGAGAUGAUGUAGCUUCUGCCUCCUUCUCUUUGUCUUUCAACCGAAUGUUUGUUACUUUGUUAUAAGAUGAUGAUGUGCUUUAUUUUCUGUUUGUAAUCUCUAUUGUAUAUUAUUGCUGUCUAAAUAUGUAGAGAGAAAAGAUUUUUAGAGCAGUAGAACUUUUAUUUUUGACUAUUUGAACCAGCAACCAAGAUCUCCUGUAAAUUAAACUGUAUUUUUUUUCCUCUUUUAUUUGAAGUGGACUCGGUUCUUAAGGUGAAAUUGCCCUUUGUAUAAGAAGUGCUGCACAUUGUGAGCAUAUCGGUUCUGAUCCAGUCGAGUGGCACGAUAAACUUGUACAGAUUUUUUUUUUUUCUUCUUUUUUGUAAAACAAAAAGUCGGCAUAACUUCUAUAUUGACGUUGCAUUUCUUGUUUUAUUUAUUCAGACUGACGGAAAAGUUAUCCAUUUUUUUAAAAAAAAAAAGAAAAAAGUAGUAUCUCGAGGAAACGUAACUGCAGAUAAAAAAGCACUCUAUGUUUUUAACCGACGGGCCACUCUGAAGAGACUCUCUUUUGUACUUGAUAGGACAUUUCAUCCUGGAUAAUAAUAAAGUAAACUUUUUUCGA
Molecule: messenger RNA, 14051 nt
Organism: Xiphophorus maculatus (southern platyfish)
Lineage: Eukaryota; Metazoa; Chordata; Actinopteri; Cyprinodontiformes; Poeciliidae
Product: bromodomain PHD finger transcription factor
Exons: 36
Coding region: 1721-10582 (2953 amino acids)
Biological process (GO): regulation of transcription by RNA polymerase II
Cellular component (GO): NURF complex
Molecular function (GO): RNA polymerase II cis-regulatory region sequence-specific DNA binding; zinc ion binding
Source: RefSeq, a predicted model, not a curated record